This is a messenger RNA of Python bivittatus (Burmese python), 2884 nucleotides long. It is a transcript of the gene TRABD, whose product is annotated as TraB domain containing. NCBI's taxonomy places the organism in Eukaryota, Metazoa, Chordata, Lepidosauria, Squamata, Pythonidae. The record is from RefSeq and is a predicted model, not a curated record.
AUCUAAAAAAAACCAGAUAAAAUAAUGACAGUUUCAUCAGUUUAAGAUUUCUCAAACUGGCUAUAGAUAGCUGCUAUAAAGGAUAAUUCCAGAAUUGUGGUACUGAUGAAGCAUUGCUGAUUCUGGGCAUUUAAGAGCUAUGUAGCUCAUAGGAUGAUGAGUCAGCCAUCAUUUGCAAAGUUUUUGCAUUGUAGAGGAAAACGGAUGUAAAUAAGACUUUAUAGUUAUAAUGUCCUCCUGAACAGAGACCGUGUAUUACAGAUAAUUCUGGUAUUCUGCAUCUUGAUUUAAAGGCUAGGACAGUAAAACAAGAUAAUUCCUAUGGACAGGUAGCUUAGCUUGUUUGAUGGUGCUUAAAAUUGUAAGUGUUUUAUGAAAAAUUGCCUGUGCAAACAACAACUCUCCCCAAUUUAGUGACUUGGAAUAGAGAAUGACAAAUGUGAUGAAGAUACAUCACCUUGUCUUUGAUACUUUUUAUUGUUGACACGCAACAAAAUUGGGUUACAUAGAACCAUUUUACAUCUGUGAACUGCCUGUGCCUUCAAAUGAUCAACUGGAAUCCCCUUAACGCAAAAUCCCAGCUUUUUUGGAUGGCACUGAAGCUACAGGAGAGGAUGAUAUGGCUUCUGCAAACUGAUCCAAAAUGGGGCGCAAAAAGAGUGAACGGAUGGAAAGGUUUUAGCUGAUGCAGAUGCAUUAAAAAUACUUCUGGAGAUGAAGAUGAAGAAGAGACAGAAGAAACCUAACCUUCCAAGCACCGUGACAGAAUUUGUGACCGAAGAUGGCUCCAAAGUUUAUGUCGUUGGCACUGCCCACUUCAGCGAUAGCAGCAAAAAAGAUGUAGUAAAGACAAUACAAGAGGUGCAGCCUGAUGUGGUCGUGGUCGAGCUGUGCCAAUAUAGAGUUUCUAUGUUAAAAAUGGAUGAAAGGACUUUGCUAAAGGAAGCCAAAGAGAUCAAUCUGGAGAAGCUUCAGCAAGCUAUAAAGCAGAAUGGGCUCAUGUCUGGAUUGAUGCAAAUGCUGUUGCUGAAAGUCUCUGCACAUAUCACGGAACAACUAGGAAUGGCUCCUGGAGGAGAAUUCAGGGAAGCUUUCAAAGAGGCGAGUAAAGUGCCUUUCUGCAAGUUUCAUCUUGGGGAUAGACCAAUCCCGGUCACGUUCAAGAGAGCCAUUGCUGCACUUUCUCUCUGGCAAAAAGUAAAGCUUGCUUGGGGCCUCUGUUUCCUGUCUGACCCAAUCAGUAAAGAUGACGUGGAGAAAUGUAAACAAAAGGAUUUACUAGAGCAAAUGAUGGCAGAGAUGAUUGGAGAGUUUCCAGAUCUUCACCGAACAAUAGUUUCCGAAAGAGAUAUUUACUUGACCUACAUGCUGAAGCAAGCUGCAAAACGAAUAGAACUACCUCGUGCUUCUGAAGCUGAACCUAGAAGAUGUGUCCCUUCUGUUGUAGUUGGGGUGGUCGGUAUGGGUCAUGUACCCGGGAUUGAAAAGAACUGGAACACUGAUUUGAAUAUCCAGGAAAUAAUGAGUGUGCCUCCUCCAUCCACCUCCAGUAAAAUCCUAAAGUUUGUUAUAAAGGCUACAGUAUUUGGACUGGUGGGCUACGGCUGCUAUCGGAUGGGACACAGGACAGUUCGGUUUAUUCUUUCUGUGCCCAUUGCACAGAACUAUCUUCAGAAACUGAUAGACGUAAAAUCUCAGCAUUGAGUUGGGAGACUCUGCAUCUGGUUGGGACAAAAUGGAAUGCACGUAAAACUGGAAAACAAGGAGAGAGAGUUUUUGUCCCAAAGUCUGUUCCGAUGCUGAGUUACCGCAUAAUCAGUGGAUUGGCAUUAAGUGCUACACCAGCUGUGAUCUAAAUAAUUAAAUGUUUUCCUAUCAAUCUAAUAAAAUGUGUGGCAUAAACAUAUAUGUCAAUAUAAGGUACCUAGAGUAUGUACACAUACAUUAUAUUAUUAUGUGUAUGUAGCAUAUUUAUACAGUAAUGACGAAAUAAUACAAUAUGCCCAAUAUUCUUCAACAUGAUCCACUGGUAACUCCCAGUAAGCACCCUUAAAACGAAUGAAGCCUUGCAGCAACACAGUUCUUCUCAUCGCUGAGGCUUGCACGGGAGAAAUGCUGGGUUUGCUGUGACCCUUGAUUUGUCUGUCAAAGGAACCGGAAAACAAUACGUGAACUGUGUUCCAAUUAGAAAGCACAGUGGCCCAUACGGUGUGUGUGUUUUCAUUAUAAGUAAUACUGAGUUAUAUUUCCUGGAGCCAAGCAACUCAACCUUUAGAAGGAUCUCUUCUUACCAGAAACCUUUUAUAUGUAGUGGCUUUUUUAAAAGACAAAAAAACCUGAACAAACUUUUGGAAUAUCACAGAUAUGCUGGCUAUUGUUGAUAAAACCAUUAUCUUUUGAAAGCCUUACUCGCUUUAAAAGUUGCCUUUAGCAUUACUAAGCGGGCAUGAUCCAGCCAAAAUUAAGCACUUUAAAGUCCAAUCCAGAUAGGCAGAAGGCUUAUACACUUCCCAUACAGGAGUGCAGAACCUUGGCUGGGUCAUGCUUUUGCUUUUAGGCCUCCACAAAACAAUCUUUUUUUCUUUUUCCUUAAAUGAAAAAUUUAGCUGCAGUCUAUCUGCCUUUUUUUUCCCUUUUUGAGUUUCUGUUAGAAAACCUAAGUUUACAGGACUCUCAGUUCCUUUUGGCAUGAAUGUCAGUGUUUCAAAAUUGCUGAGAAAAAUAUACAUUUAUGCUGUAAACGUUUUCAUUCCUUUCAUUCCUCCUUUUUGGAAAAAAAUAAAUCUGGAACAGCUGUGUAUGUUGAAUUUAUCCUUCAUUUCUUGAAUACUAUGUGAGCUAUUAUCACAAUUCCAUGUGAAUGUAAUAAAAUACCAAUUAAAAG